UCUCUCAAACACCUCCCCAAAAUGAACGGUGGGGAUUUACAGUUACCUCCCGGAUUCCGGUUCCAUCCAACGGACGAGGAGCUAGUGAUUCACUACUUAUGCCGUAAGUGUGCCUCGUUGCCGAUCUCGGUGCCGAUCAUCACCGAACUCGAUCUCUAUAAAUUCAACCCCUGGGAUCUCCCUGGGAUGGCGAUGUAUGGAGAGAAAGAGUGGUACUUCUUCUCGCCACGGGAUCGUAAAUACCCGAAUGGGUCGAGACCGAACCGGGCGGCCGGGUUGGGUUAUUGGAAGGCGACCGGGGCGGAUAAACCGAUCGGUUCACCUAAACCGGUUGGGAUUAAAAAGGCUUUGGUUUUUUAUACUGGCAAAGCUCCGAAAGGGGACAAAACCAAUUGGAUCAUGCAUGAGUACCGGCUCGCCAAUGUGGAUCGAACCCCUCGCCGGAAGAACAGCUUACGGUUGGACGACUGGGUGCUGUGUAGGAUAUAUAACAAGAGAGGAGGAGGAGCUGGGGAGAAGCAGGCCGGGCCGAAACAGGGCCGAGAAGUUGUUGAACAGAAGCCCGUGAUUGGACCGAACACGAUCGGGCCGCACGUGCGGCGACCGAACCCGAACCCGAUGUCGGAGUUGAUGUGCUUGGAUCCGUCGGAAUCGCUUCCGAGAUUGCACGCGGACUCGAGUUGCUCCGAGCACGUGAUAUCGUCUAACGAGUUCACGUGCGAUCGAGAAGUCCAGAGUCAGCCGAGGUGGCGGGAAGACUGGGAGAAAGCCCUUGAGAUACCACUUAAUUACAUGGAUGCCACUCUUAACGGGUUCCCUCACUUGGAACCCGUUUUCAAGGAUCCGCUCCAAGAUAUCUUCAUGCACUUACAAAAGCCGUUUUAGAUAACGGGUCGGGUUUUACGACUCGGGUUACCUCCGGCGAGCUGCUUGGCGGGUUUCGGAUUCGGAUUCGGAUUCGGUGGCAAUGAGACCGGAUUUAGUUCGAGUUUCCAUUUUCUAGAGGAUUAAUUGCUUAUUUUCAUAAAUAAGCAUUUAUAUAUAUAUAUAUAUAUA
This is a messenger RNA of Dioscorea cayenensis subsp. rotundata (Guinea yam), 1056 nucleotides long. Its product is annotated as NAC domain-containing protein 2-like. NCBI's taxonomy places the organism in Eukaryota, Viridiplantae, Streptophyta, Magnoliopsida, Dioscoreales, Dioscoreaceae. The transcript has 3 exons. The record is from RefSeq and is a predicted model, not a curated record. Bases 22 to 885 code for a protein of 287 amino acids. Gene Ontology annotation, molecular function: DNA binding. Gene Ontology annotation, biological process: regulation of DNA-templated transcription.